CUCAGACACGAGGCUGACGAGGAACUCCGAAAGGACAUCAGUUUUGCUAUCCGAAAUAUCCAUGGCAUAAGAACGGGUUUGUUUACGCCCGACCUGGCAUUUGAAACGAUCGUCCGCAAGCAGAUUGAGCGCAUGAAGAUUCCUUCACUCAAGUGCGUUGAUCUUGUGGUCGCCCAGCUAACGGAGGUUGUCCACGAAUGUACUGCCAAGGUAACUCGAAAAUAA
This is a messenger RNA of Dibothriocephalus latus, 225 nucleotides long. The record is from the annotation of a GenBank genome assembly. NCBI's taxonomy places the organism in Eukaryota, Metazoa, Platyhelminthes, Cestoda, Diphyllobothriidea, Diphyllobothriidae.